Pyrus x bretschneideri (Chinese white pear) is the source of this 560-nucleotide messenger RNA. RefSeq lists its product as uncharacterized. The transcript is spliced from 3 exons. Bases 99 to 332 code for a protein of 77 amino acids. Lineage: Eukaryota; Viridiplantae; Streptophyta; Magnoliopsida; Rosales; Rosaceae. The record is from RefSeq and is a predicted model, not a curated record.
CCAAACAAAUCGUUGGUGGAAGAUUCUCGCUCUUUUUUUUCAAUCGUCGUCUCCGGAGGAACUGGUACAACAGAAGAGAGAGAGAGAGAGAGAGAGAGAUGGGUGGAGCCCAGGCGAUGAAGAGGAUACCUCGCAUCAAGUUUCCUCAGAGACACCCAAAACCUUCUGGUACUGAGCCUCAGACUCAAGGUUUGGCUGGUGAUUCUUCUCACACUUUCUUCUCCGGUUCAAAGGCCUCAACCACCUUGGGAGGAAAAGCUUCUGAACAACCCGAACGAACACCGUUGUCCAAAGAGGAGAUUGAGGCCAUUAUGUUGGGUGGCAUCUUCUGAACUUGUGUGGAGCUUCAAGAACAUAGGACUAUGUGUUGGAUGUUAUUUUGACAAUUUUUAAGCACCUGGAAGUAUCCAGAGUUUGACGUCUUUAUAUAUUGUUUGAAGAACAACCUACUCGCUGAAUUCGAUAGCAAUAGGCAACACAUUGAACAAUAAAUAUGUGAUUUAAGAUGUGUUUUCCCUGGUUCAUGCAAUUUGCAAUGAAAGUAAUUGCCAUUUAAGCUA